This is a messenger RNA of Diceros bicornis minor, 1947 nucleotides long. RefSeq names its product solute carrier family 5 member 7 (gene SLC5A7). Lineage: Eukaryota; Metazoa; Chordata; Mammalia; Perissodactyla; Rhinocerotidae. The coding region runs from base 47 to 1786 and encodes 579 amino acids. Gene Ontology annotation, molecular function: choline:sodium symporter activity. The record is from RefSeq and is a predicted model, not a curated record. Gene Ontology annotation, cellular component: perikaryon; dendrite; axon. The transcript is spliced from 8 exons. Gene Ontology annotation, biological process: synaptic transmission, cholinergic; transmembrane transport; neuromuscular synaptic transmission.
UAAUGAAGUAGCCAGCUGUGAAAGAAUUCGGACCCCCUAGAUAAAAAUGGCUUUCCACGUGGAAGGACUGAUAGCUAUCAUCGUGUUCUACCUUCUAAUAUUGCUGGUUGGAAUAUGGGCUGCCUGGAGAACCAAAAACAGUGGCAGUGCAGAAGAGCGCAGCGAGGCCAUAAUAGUUGGGGGCCGAGAUAUUGGUCUGCUCGUGGGUGGAUUUACCAUGACAGCCACCUGGGUCGGAGGAGGUUACAUCAACGGGACAGCUGAAGCAGUGUACGUACCAGAUUAUGGUCUCGCUUGGGCUCAGGCACCAAUUGGAUAUUCUCUUAGUCUGAUUUUAGGUGGGCUGUUCUUUGCAAAACCUAUGCGUUCCAAGGGAUAUGUGACCAUGUUAGACCCGUUUCAGCAGAUCUAUGGAAAACGCAUGGGUGGGCUCCUAUUUAUUCCUGCACUAAUGGGAGAAAUGUUCUGGGCUGCAGCCAUUUUCUCUGCCUUAGGAACCACCAUCAGCGUGAUCAUUAAUGCUAACGUACACGCUUCUGUCAUCGUCUCUGCACUCAUCGCCACUCUGUACACCCUGGUAGGAGGUCUCUACUCUGUGGCCUACACGGAUGUUGUUCAGCUCUUUUGCAUUUUUGUAGGACUGUGGAUCAGCGUCCCUUUCGCACUGUCACAUCCUGCCGUCACCGACAUUGGAUUCACUGCUGUGCAUGCCAAGUACCAGGAGCCUUGGCUUGGGACCAUCGAAUCAUUCGAAGUCUACACUUGGCUUGAUAGUUUUCUGUUGUUGAUGUUGGGUGGAAUCCCAUGGCAAGCCUACUUCCAGAGGGUUCUCUCUUCAUCUUCAGCCACCUAUGCUCAAGUGUUGUCCUUUCUGGCAGCUUUUGGGUGCCUGGUGAUGGCUCUACCAGCCAUACUCAUUGGGGCCAUUGGAGCAUCCACAGACUGGAACCAGACUGCAUAUGGGAUUCCAGAUCCCAAGAGUAACGAAGAAGCAGACAUGAUCUUACCAAUUGUUCUACAGUAUCUCUGCCCUGUGUACAUCUCUUACUUUGGUCUUGGUGCAGUUUCUGCUGCUGUUAUGUCAUCAGCAGAUUCUUCUAUCUUGUCAGCAAGUUCAAUGUUUGCUCGGAACAUCUACCAGCUUUCAUUCAGACAAAAUGCAUCAGACAAGGAAAUCGUUUGGGUCAUGCGAAUCACAGUGUUUGUGUUUGGAGCUUCUGCAACAGCUAUGGCCUUGCUAACGAAGACUGUGUACGGGCUCUGGUACCUCAGCUCAGACCUCGUUUACAUCAUCAUCUUCCCACAGCUGCUCUGUGUACUCUUCAUUAAGGGAACCAACACGUAUGGGGCUGUGGCAGGCUAUAUUUCUGGCCUUUUUCUGAGAAUAACUGGUGGGGAACCAUACCUGUACCUGCAGCCCUUGAUCUUUUACCCUGGUUAUUAUUCUGAUAAGAAUGGUAUCUAUAAUCAGAGAUUCCCAUUCAAGACCCUUGCCAUGGUUACUGCAUUCUUAACCAACAUUUGCAUCUCGUAUCUAGCCAAAUACUUAUUUGAAAGUGGAACCUUGCCACCAAAAUUAGAUGUAUUUGAUGCUGUUGUUGCAAGGCACAGUGAAGAAAACAUGGACAAGACAAUUCUGGUCAAAAAUGAAAAUAUUAAACUAGAUGAACUUGCACCUGUGAAGCCUCGACAGAGCGUAACUCUCAGCUCAACUUUCACCAAUAAAGAGGCCUUCCUUGACAUCGAUUCCAGUCCAGAAGGGUCUGGGACUGAAGAUAAUUUAUAAUGACCACAUCUAAAUAAAAUACUGCUUUCUCAGACAGACAGCAGGCUAGUCCUGGAAGGAUGGUUUGCAGCAUAUAAAAAAUAAGUUUCAAAAAUAAACAACAUUCAGGAGGACAAAAAUGUAUAUAAAAGUAAAAUUGCACAAAUACAAGCCAAGCUAAA